GCCUCGAGUUGCUUUAAUGGUAGUCCUAUGCUCUUUUGGGGACCUGUAGGAGCAUAAGAUGAGAACCAUCGACACAACCCCUAUCCGUACCGGUAAAACGGUCGGAUCGUGUAAUAACACCAUUGCCGCGAUAUAGGAAAGGUGGCAGAAACUUGGAGAUCAAGGGGGCGCCAGGACAAGAGGCGUAUCCAUCCUGUCUGUUGUCCAAGCGAUACUGCGAGGCAAGGUGACAGCGCCGAAUACACGCAUCCGGUCCACCAUGGGCAAGUCCAUCCGCUCAAAGCGGGAGAAGCGGUUGCGGACGCAGCGGAGGGAGCUGGCGCAAGCGAACUUUUAUGACAAGAAGGAUGCGGAAGUGCAAGCAAAGCUUGCGGCGAUCUUGACAGAACAGGCUGGGGACGAAGCAGCAGUCAGAGAGGAGCGAAUGGAAGCGGAGCCGUCUCGAGGCAGGGAAGGAGCGCCAGAUGAGGCGACAGAAGACAUGGCCGUGGACGGGGCUUCGAAGACGAAGAAGGCACUGAAGUCAAAAGGUGGAAUAAAAAAGAAGAGCAGCGGCAUUAGAGUCAGAAAGGGGAAGAAGGGGCGGCUUGCUAAGAAAGGAAAGAAGAAAGGUGCUUGGGUCUGAUUGGAUAGUUAGGCGCGCGGCACAUUUGACUCUUCCACCUUAGAAUUAGGAAAAUUAGGCGGAUCUUAAAGCUAGGUCAUCAGAUAGAAGCGGCAUGAUGCUCUCCACAUGCACUAUUAGUUAAGGCGUCAAUUCCUUUAUCAGGAACUGUGUUGCAGGCGGCAAGAUACGUUCCUAUAAAUCAACAAACUUUAGACAGUAGACCUCUCAUCUGAUUCCUCCAGGCAUAUGCAGCUACCAAUCAGGCUCUUGCUGAUCAGCGCAAGAAGAAAGUGGGUCUCAGGAGCUUACUUUGGUAAGAUGAGUCUGGUUACCGUGCAGCCGAGAGCAUGCUAGCGCUGACUGCACUGCCGCCCCUUCAAUGGGCAUUUCAUGGUCAACGUACUGAUGCUUGAGUUUGUUAGGC
Molecule: messenger RNA, 1031 nt
Organism: Klebsormidium nitens
Lineage: Eukaryota; Viridiplantae; Streptophyta; Klebsormidiophyceae; Klebsormidiales; Klebsormidiaceae
Source: the annotation of a GenBank genome assembly